AUGGCUAGCCCCGUCCAACAACCCUCUACCCCUCAGGACCUGGCCUCCCAAGAUUUGUCGCAGGUGACGCUCCCAUCCACCGAGAUCCCGCAAUCCCCCAUCGACCCCAACGAGUCAUUCAAGACUGAGAUCAACGACGACCGACCCGCCAUCACCAUCAUCCCCUCGUCUCUUACGCCUCCCCCCUCAACCCAGGUCAACAAUAUCCCAAAUGGCCACUCCAAGCGUACCUUUUCGGGCUCUCAACAAUCGAACCUUUUCUCCCCGCCCGCCACAAUUCUUAACACCCUCCGCGACCGCCAGCUGACCUCCGACUUUGUCCCGCCCGCGCCCCAGCAGGUUCUGGAGGCAUCGGCGGACGAACUUCGCAUCAUGCUGCAAGGAUGUAUCGCUGAGAACCAGAAGCUGAAGAUGGAGACGGCCCACCACAAGCUCCAGUACAAUCUUUUGAGUCUUCAGGCAGACGAGGACCAAAAGCGAGCCAUUGUGGAACAUGAAAUGAUCCGUCGUGAAGUGGAUGCGCUACGGGCGGCCGAGCACACCCGCCAGGCUAAGCGGGAGUUGAGUACAUCGUCUGAUUCAACCCAGGCCAAGUACCUCCAGAUGAAGAUGUGGUAUGAAGCGGCCAUGGAUGAGACAGAGACGCUGCACCGCCGCGUCAAGGUAGCCAAGAAGGUCAUCCAGCAGAAGGAGGAGGAGACCAUUGGCUUGACUGAGGAGAGGGACAUGCUUCUCAACCGAAUCCGCGAGAAUCGAGAACAUCUGCAUAGCAUGUGCAGCCCAGGUGGCAUUUUUCACGGUGCCUUGACUCCGAAGCAGCAAACCCAGACAGCUUCAACACCCCAACCCUACCGCUCUACUCCCCGCCAGACUCCACGGUCAGCUACCCGAGAAACUCGGGAGGGCGAACAUGGUCUGUCGGCUCUUCUCCAGGCUAUGAGCCAGGAUAAUAACAGCGCGCCGUCAACUCCCAUCCCCUCACACCGGCCAGCACCGCGACAAGUAAGAAAGCAUCAACGAAAUGCCCAAUCCAUGUCAUCACUCCCAACUACACCCAUGAACCGUCCCCGUGGUGCACACACCGGUCUCCUUCCCUCCGUGGAUCUCGUACCACAGACGGAGCCUCAGCGAUACGCUCAAAGGAGCUUUGUGCCAACGACACCCGUAUCAAAGCCAGAUCGCCGACGACAAAGUCGAGAGAGCACCAUCUCAGUGGAGGAUAACGAGGAGCUGGCCCGUCAAGCGUUGCAAUCAGUUGCAGCCGCCUCAUUUGCAUCCCAUGCCUCACGCACAUCCCAAGGUGGCGGACGCUCGCGUGACGAAGAUGACGAGGAGGUGUUUGACAGCCAAGCAAGCCAAGCGGCCACGGAGUUGUUGCGGCGGGACCCGCGUCAGAGCUUCGAUGUGGCCAGCUCAACAGGCUCAAGAGGCGCCACCCGCUCUCCGAUCGAUAAAUCCGCCCGGAUGCAGGCAAAACUGUUCUCCAACUCGAAAGGGGAUGGGGAAAAGCGCAAAUUUAGUGGGAAUCAUGGGUCGAGCGAGGAGGUGAUGAGAGACCAGGGAAGCCCGGCCAAGAAGGUACGAGGACCGCUGACUGAAGAACGACGAAGGGUCGGGCUAGGAAUUCAGUACGGCCAAUAA
This is a messenger RNA of Ilyonectria robusta, 1641 nucleotides long. RefSeq lists its product as uncharacterized. NCBI's taxonomy places the organism in Eukaryota, Fungi, Ascomycota, Sordariomycetes, Hypocreales, Nectriaceae. The transcript has a single exon. The coding region runs from base 1 to 1641 and encodes 546 amino acids. The record is from RefSeq and is a predicted model, not a curated record.